Messenger RNA from Rasamsonia emersonii CBS 393.64, 387 nucleotides. RefSeq lists its product as uncharacterized. Gene Ontology annotation, cellular component: mediator complex. The record is from RefSeq and is a predicted model, not a curated record. Gene Ontology annotation, molecular function: transcription coregulator activity. The transcript is spliced from 4 exons. Bases 1 to 387 code for a protein of 128 amino acids. Gene Ontology annotation, biological process: regulation of transcription by RNA polymerase II. Lineage: Eukaryota; Fungi; Ascomycota; Eurotiomycetes; Eurotiales; Trichocomaceae.
AUGGAUGCUCAGUUCACGAGUAAGGCGUUACAUAAUCGCAUCAAUACCAAUGUCGCGCAGCUGUUGCAGCGGUUCGAGAAUAUCCUUGCGCCAGCGAGGACCGAAAAUACAGACAAUGCCUACACUGCCGUUGGAGUCUACAAUCUUGACGUAGAAGCAUCCGCAUUGACCCGCGCCGCGGAAGACAUCCUCUCAUUGACGCGGUCUAUGAAAGAAGCCUGGCUGUUCGAGAAACUGAACACUGUCGGAGAGGAUGAGCAUGACAUCAAGCGUAACAAGGAAUUGGAGGAGAAUGUGAAAUAUGUGGGCCAGGCACUAGAGGAGAGUCUGGCGUCGCAGUCUGAAGCCAAAAAUGCGAGUGGAAGUAGUACCAGUGGAACGAAUUGA